CUGCUGUCACUCCACCCAACCACUCCGGUUGAAUCAACAACGACGCUCUAUCAUUAUCCCCAUCGUAUCCGAGAUGCCAAGCUCACCAUUGUCGGCAUUGACCCGAACAUCUUGCUGGAACAAGCAGGUGGCACGAUAAGCCAAGCAAUGCGGCCUGCGUUCAAGCAUUGCGCUAUACUGGAACAGGCAUCUGAAUAAGCGUUUCCCCAAUUUCUGGGCAACAGUUUGCCAUCGUUACGUAGCAUGGAUGAGUGAGGAGUAUGCAGCACGGAAGACAGGGUAUGCAGGUACGAUGUAAAUUUUCUCCUUUUAACCCAGUUGUCGCCGUUGUGACGGUUCCUGGUCCGUCCAACCUGUAGAUUCUUCGAUUGCGAAGCCGAUCUCAGUUGACUGCAACAAUGGCGCCUCAAGGCUGCUCAACGGCCUCUGUGGUCGUUCUCGCAGCUGCGAUGCUCGGCACGACAUCAGCAUUCCCAGCACAUUCGCUGAGGACCAGGGCGCCGACGACCCCUUUCGCGCCAAUUGACCCUCAGAACUGGGUCAAUCCAGACAACAUGACGUGGGACGACUUUGUCGCUCCACCAAGCACGUCCUGGAGCGACCCUGCGCGCAAGGGUCGAGACCGCAACUUCAACAUUGCUAUGGUCACUGUCGACUAUCCUGAUUCUCCGUUCGUUGUUACUCUGGCUGCCAACUCUGAUAUAUUCGGUAACCCCCAGCCGCUCGCUGCUGGCCUGAAACGCGAAGAUGUACCCAAGUUCUACCACGACUUGCUGAACGUUCCCAACGAUCUCAACGAGGGCCACACUCUCCAUGAGUACUGGAUGGGCGAUUCGUUCGGCAAGUAUGGCGUUGACUUGACUGUUUUUGGCCCUUAUCGCAUGCCCGCCAAGAGCUAUCAAUACGGUGUAGAUGACGAGCAAGGUGGUUUCAAUGAGAAUGCUUGUCCUGAAGGCCCGCCAUGCUCAGUCGACCUUCGAACAGACGCUCUGGGCGCGUGGCGCAGGGACGUUGGUAAUGAGACAGCUGAUGCGUUUGAGCUGGCAUUCAUCCUGUCUGCUGGACAAGAUGAAUCUUCCACAUGGCAGGAGUUCGGAGAGAUGAAGUUCUUGACCAAGGAGGAUGUCCCGGCGGAGUUUGGACCACCAGCGAACAGUUCGCUCCCCAACUACGCUGAUACUCGGUACGUCGAAUGGACUUCUUGGGCUGCAGCCUCAACUAUCUGGCCUAACGCCGGCGGCGGCUCAUCCACUCAGGGUGAAUCGAGUGGUAUGGCCACUUUCGCUCACGAGCUAUCUCAUCUUCUCGGAAUUGGUGACAACUACAACAACCCCUACAGUAUUCCUCCGCGCCGUGCAUACACUGGACCCUUCAGCAUGCUUGACCGUGGCUCUUUCAACGGCCCCGGAGGUCCUCACACUCGCUGGCAGAUCCCACCGGUGCAGGGUGCAUCUAUGGGCUCUCUCCACACCAUGCGUGACAAACAUCAGAUCGGCCUGAUUGACAACACUCCUAUUCUUCAAGUGUCACGCUCUGGACUUGCCACUUCUGGCGCUGUCAUUGCUGAGAUCACUGCCCGCUCCGUUGACCCGGGCACCGGUCUCAUGGGUCUCAACAUCACCUUCGGAGCGCAGGGCGACCUCGCACCGGCGUGCAACAUCUCUCUUGACGCACUAUGUGAUGGUCGUGGCUACAAUAAUUACAACAUUGAAGUCGUUGACCGCAUGGGCGCUGAUUCGUUCUGUCCAGACUCGGGUGUCAUGAUUAGCAAGACCAAGAACCGCGACCGCUCACAGCCCUUCCAGUGGGUUAUCGACGCAAACCCACAGGACGCCCACGUUGUUGACUUCUACCUGCCAAACGGCACGGCGAGGUACUGGAGCAUCGGCGACUACCGCCAACUUGCCGACGCUCUGUUCCACGCUGGCACAAACUCUGGCAGCGAGUUUGAGCACGUCGAUGAGGCGAACGGUCUCCACUUCUACGUGCUGGACAUCAACCGCGACGCCUCCGGUAUCCUGCGCUACACUGUCGGCGUGCGAUCUACCAACGAGGCGUCGACUGCGAAGCACGACGUCAAGCUGCGCCAGGGCACUGCGUCAGGCAAGUCGUCAGAGGGCCUGUAUUGCACGUUCCAGCUUGACAACACAGGCAAGGCCGGUACGAACACUACGUCGGCACACCCUCAGGAUCUAUCGGCGUACCUUGGAUCCGACAUUUUCAGGCUCGAUGCCAAGGUCGAGGGCAAGGGAUGGGAAGUAGGUGUCCCCAAUGCGUUGGCGUACGCCAAGUUCGGCGAGAGCACGGAGGUCAAGGUCGCUGUGAAGAGCGGGUAUGGUGCUGUCAACAAGGCCACAGUCAAGCUGACUGUAACGAGCGAGAGCGAUCCAAAGGUGAAGGCGCAGAAGAGCUGCCAGGUACAGGCGUAGAUAGAUCAAGACGACCAUUUACUUCCCCUGCCCUCUUUGCUUUUGAGAUGGAGCUACUAUGAGGGGAUGUUAAUGUUGCGCAUGCGUGUAAUGCUAGUGUAUAUUAGCGUUAGGUUCAGGCCUACCUACUAUAGGCCUACUGUAGGCCUCUCAAAUAAUAAUGGACAGGAAGCCCAAGAGCUGCCUCUUUGUUACUAGUGC
Boeremia exigua is the source of this 2630-nucleotide messenger RNA. RefSeq lists its product as uncharacterized. Lineage: Eukaryota; Fungi; Ascomycota; Dothideomycetes; Pleosporales; Didymellaceae. The record is from RefSeq and is a predicted model, not a curated record. The transcript is spliced from 2 exons. Gene Ontology annotation, molecular function: peptidase activity. Bases 399 to 2429 code for a protein of 676 amino acids. Gene Ontology annotation, biological process: proteolysis.